UUUGGUAGUGAUUAGAUUGCCUGUCAUUAUGACACAUUGUUAUUACGGGUGGAGUUUCCUAAAAAAAGAAAUUAGUGCUUCUCUACAAAUCUUUUUUCCACCUAAAACGCUUUACACGUUUAACAUUCAUUCGUUGGUUGAAUGUGACAAUAAAAAUCAUCAUGGGUCAUGUACUUGCUACUACAAGUUCAUGGAAAAUAUUAAUAAUCACAUUUAUAACUUAUUUGAUCAACCAUUUUGUGGUGGUCGCAAGUCAGCAAUAUUCCGCUCCAAUUUUAUCACCCUCUUCUUCUGGGGGUGGACCUUAUUUUUUUAAUUCAAGUUCCUUCCACUCCCCUCGACCUGGUCACCUUCAUCCCGGACCAGGUCAUCCCUUGUCACUGCUUUCUCAAUAUGAGGAGGAAGGAUCCCACUUCAGUGGUGAGGGUUCCGUAAGAGAUGAAUCUGGGGCAGCGUCAUCGUCAUCAUUUGCUGGAUCAGGAUUUCCGCCUUCCAGACUUCCUCCUGGAGAAAGCCAUUAUCCUUCUGAAGUUGGUCGCCCGGUGGAAAGUCCAGGACUGGAUUUUGAGAAUCAUGGUCAUUCACAGCAGAUUCCGACGAGUAAAUCAAAAACGAUCUCUGGGGACUACUGCUGGGAUCCAUUGUUUGGAUGCGAUACGCCGAGAACUAUUCUGUACUGUAUUAAUGGGCGCUGUACUUGUCCCACUGAAUGGACCCUUACGCCCGGAAAUCUGCCCUUGAACACGGUCUGGGAGCCUUCGUCUAAACGUUGCGUCUCGCUUCUGGGGUCGGGAUGUCACGUUUCUCCGUCCACCAUUGGGAACGGAUAUGUAUACUGUCAGCCAGGAGUGCAAUGCAUUCCUCACCCGCAGUGGAGAGAGGUCGGGACUUGUGGGGCAUCAUCACUUAGAGUCAUCGGCGUCCUUUUAAUAUUUAUCGUUUUGAUACUUCAACAAUUUGUGGAAUGCAUAUUUAAUUUAUGAGAUUUUAAAUAAUACACAAUUUUAUUAGUCAA
Folsomia candida is the source of this 1015-nucleotide messenger RNA. RefSeq lists its product as uncharacterized. The record is from RefSeq and is a predicted model, not a curated record. The transcript is spliced from 3 exons. The coding region runs from base 162 to 983 and encodes 273 amino acids. Lineage: Eukaryota; Metazoa; Arthropoda; Collembola; Entomobryomorpha; Isotomidae.